UCUCGAGCGUUACCUGGGAUGCCCCCAGCCUCUCCAAAUAUGUUUCCCUGCACUUGCAACAAAACGAGAGGAUUCAACACAGAAAACUUGCAAUUUUCCAAGUCCGGCGGCGAGGGAUCAUCAUGGAUGACGUGGGGCUAAGAAAAAAAAAAGAAAAAGGAGAGGAGAGGAGAAAGAAACGUAAAGAAGAGAAAAAGGAAGGAAAAAGGGAAGAAAGGAAGGAAAAAGAAAAGGAAUACGAGGGCACCGCCAUAGCAACAGCCAAAACCAUACCUCGUUUGCGACCUGUCCCCUUUGUGCCCGAGCCGGUCGAAUCGGUGCUCAUGAGCCUCAUCUCCGGUGAGCGUAUCGGGCGGGAUCAAUGGGUACCUAGGGGAGAGGAGCCGCAGUUGGGUGUCUCGGAUUCUUCGGAUGCUCGAAUUCGGAGGAAUGUUGACGCGUUUCCAGGAAGAAUGAGAUGUCGAUGAGGCGAUGUGAGUCCGAGAGUGAAACCGCGACGAGAAAG
Sodiomyces alkalinus F11 is the source of this 505-nucleotide messenger RNA. RefSeq lists its product as hypothetical. The transcript has 2 exons. The record is from RefSeq and is a predicted model, not a curated record. NCBI's taxonomy places the organism in Eukaryota, Fungi, Ascomycota, Sordariomycetes, Glomerellales, Plectosphaerellaceae. Bases 123 to 467 code for a protein of 114 amino acids.